AUGGCAGAGUUUCGCACGGUCAGUAUUGGAGAAACCAAACUCUUUGAACUUAAAAAGGGAAAAACCUACACGUCACCUCAGUUUAACGGGUGUGUCGGAUCAGUGAUUGUCGGGAGGCUGGGCGACAAGUGGCAUCUUAUCAUGGGUCAUUAUGCGUGUCAUGAAGCGAGUAUUGCGGACACAAUGGACAUGGAGCUUGUCGCUGGCCAUCCCGAGAAGUGCCGAAUAGGCAACGCAAGGGCAGCGGCUAACAAAAUCCCAGAGUUGUGGCAAGCGUACCAGCACUUAUUUCACGAGGAUCGUCAGUCAUUCCUCUACCGCCCAGAGAAGACCGACCACGAAGACAUGGUCGGCAAGUUGAAUGAAAUUAUGCACGAUACCACUGGCUUGAGCGCGGAAGAGAAAAUCUACACCGAAGAAACGGCAUCGGAGGGCAAUGCCGCAAUUUCGGUCAAAGUCAAUAUUCUCAAUCAUAUCAAGACCAAGUUUGCUAAAUGA
Messenger RNA from Clonostachys rhizophaga, 498 nucleotides. The record is from the annotation of a GenBank genome assembly. NCBI's taxonomy places the organism in Eukaryota, Fungi, Ascomycota, Sordariomycetes, Hypocreales, Bionectriaceae.